This is a messenger RNA of Penicillium cinerascens, 1602 nucleotides long. Its product is annotated as choline transporter-like family protein. The record is from RefSeq and is a predicted model, not a curated record. Lineage: Eukaryota; Fungi; Ascomycota; Eurotiomycetes; Eurotiales; Aspergillaceae. Gene Ontology annotation, biological process: transmembrane transport. The coding region runs from base 1 to 1602 and encodes 533 amino acids. Gene Ontology annotation, molecular function: transmembrane transporter activity. The transcript has 2 exons. Gene Ontology annotation, cellular component: plasma membrane.
AUGAGUGGUCAAGCAGCAAGCUAUUACGACCCCAAUCAGGGCUUCGAUGCCCAGGGCCAAGGCCAGGCAAAGCCCAACGGCAAAAAUGAAUUCAAUGAUCAACGUGGCAAUGGCUAUCAGCCACCGCAAUCUGCGCCAGAGGCCAAGCCAGCGGUACCUCCGCCGUAUCCUGACAACCCCCCGCCGUAUAGUACUUUCGAUGAAGCUUUCAAGAUUGAGCGACCUAAGUGGAACGAUCUCUGGGCGGGUCUGUUGUUAAUCGCUGUCUUUCUGGGCUAUGUUGCAGUGUCGGGUUUGACCAUUCACUCGUAUGCAACCAACAAGAGUUUCAACGGAGGUGGAAUCUACAACUCCACGAACGAUUUCUCGCUCGACACCAACACCCUGGUUCUAUUCAUCUUCGUCCUUUGCGUCGCGCUAGUUUUCUCAUGGCUAUACUUUCUCGGCGCGAGAUACUUCACCAAGACCUUCAUUUGGGCCACGGGCAUCCUAAACAUCGUCUUCGCGCUCGCCACGGGCAUCUACUAUAUCGCGCGGAAGCAGUACGGAGGCGGAAUAGUGUUCUUGAUCUUCGGUGUCUUCGCCAUUAUUUGCUUCAUUAGCUGGAUCCCGCGCAUCCCCUUCACGGCCUUUAUGCUACAGACCACCAUGGACGUCGCGCGCAACUAUGGCCACGUCUUUCUGGUCAGUGCUCUGGGCGGCAUCGUCACUGUAGCUUUUGCGGCUUGGUUCUCCGUGACUCUGGUCGCGAUUUAUGUCAAGUACGAGCCGGAUUCCAAGGGGACUAAUCCAGCAUGCGCGAAUGGUGGCUGCAGUACCGCCAAGGUUAUUGGUCUCACGGUGUACGUGACUUUUGCCAUGUACUGGCUCAGCGAAUGGAUCAAGAACACGGUGCACACGACUAUCGCCGGUGUGUAUGGAUCGUGGUACUUCUGGAGCAAGUCUGCCGGUGGAAUGCCCAAGGGAUCGACUCGAGGUGCAUUCCGUCGGGCGACGACCUACUCGUUUGGCAGUAUCAGUCUGGGAAGUCUGAUCAUUGCGAUUAUCCAAAUGAUGCGCCAGGCAUGCUCAGUCGCACAGCGACAAGAGGCGGCUCAGGGCAACCUGAUUGGUAGUAUCGCCAUCUGGGUCUUGGGAUGCAUCAUCUCGCUCCUUGACUGGCUCGUCACACUAUUCAACCGCUAUGCCUUCUGCCACAUUGCGCUGUACGGCAAGGCCUACAUUCCCGCUGCGAAAGACACAUGGAAGAUGAUGCGUGAUCGCGGCAUCGAUGCCCUGGUCCAGGACUGUCUGAUGGGUCCUGUCUUGACCAUGGGUUCGGUCUUCGUUUCGUACGUCUGCGCCCUGCUGGCCUACCUGUAUCUGCAAUUCACGAAACCUGCCUACAACGCGAACGGGGAUUUCACUGCGGUGAUCAUGGCUUUCUCUUUCGUCAUUGGAUUGCAGGUCUGCCAAGUGUUCCUGACGCCCAUUGGCAGUGGCGUUGAAACCAUCUUCGUGGCUAUGGGCUGGGAUCCCCAGGUGAUGAUCAACGAUCACCCGGAUAUCUAUUACAAGCUUGUGCAGUUGUACCCUCGCGUGCAGCAGGCGAUCCACGCCUAA